Molecule: messenger RNA, 1728 nt
Organism: Puma concolor (puma)
Lineage: Eukaryota; Metazoa; Chordata; Mammalia; Carnivora; Felidae
Gene: ZNF8
Product: zinc finger protein 8
Biological process (GO): regulation of transcription by RNA polymerase II
Cellular component (GO): nucleus
Molecular function (GO): DNA-binding transcription factor activity, RNA polymerase II-specific; RNA polymerase II transcription regulatory region sequence-specific DNA binding
Source: RefSeq, a predicted model, not a curated record
AUGAACCCCGAAGAGGAAGCGACAGCACUGGAGAUGGCUACAGGGCUGCCAGCGGAAUGGCUUCAGGAGCCGGUGACCUUCCGGGACGUGGCUGUGGACUUCACCCAAGAAGAGUGGGGACAGCUGGGCCCCGCCCAGAGGACCCUCUACCGUGAUGUGAUGCUGGAGACCUUUGGGCAUCUGCUCUCUGUGGGGCCUGAGCUUCCAAAACCUGAAGUCAUCUCCCAACUGGAGCAAGGGGCUGAGCUGUGGGCAGCGGAGAGAGGAAUUGCCCAGGGUCACUGUCCAGGCUGGGAACCUGGACCCGAAAGCCAAGCGUCACCCAAGAAGCAGGGCCUUCUUGAGGAGGAGCCAUCCCAUGUUGCGGAAAGGGAAGGCUUCGUGAGGGACACUCCCUGUCCCACCACACUAGGGAAACACUGGGAACGUGAGCGCCAGGUACAGGUGCCUGAGAAGGAACAGGAUAAUUUGAGGCGAUUGGAAGUUAGCCUUGAGGAAGUACCAGUUCAAGAUAAAAGCUAUGAAAGUUUCAGACCUGGGGAAAACAGUGUCCUGAAUGCAAACCCAGAUCCAUCCUCGGAGACUUCUAGGAGAGACUAUCUCUGUGCUUACGACUCACAGGCUAUAAACUCGGAAGGUAACUCAAGCUCAGUCCAGCAGACAGGCUCCUCCGGCAAAGGGCCGUGUGACAGCAGUGACUGUAGCAAAGCUUCCAGUCAGGCCAUUCCCAUUACAGAACUCACCCGAAGCCAAGUACAGGAUAAACCCUACAAAUGUACAGACUGUGGGAAGUCGUUUAAUCAUAACGCACAUCUCACAGUGCAUAAGAGGAUUCACACGGGAGAGAGGCCUUAUAUGUGCAAAGAGUGUGGGAAAGCCUUCAGCCAGAACUCCUCCCUGGUUCAGCAUGAGCGAAUCCACACGGGAGACAAGCCCUAUAAAUGUGCUGAGUGUGGGAAGUCUUUCUGCCAUAGCACACACCUUACUGUCCAUCGGAGAAUUCACACCGGAGAGAAACCCUAUGAAUGUCAGGACUGUGGGCGGGCCUUCAACCAGAACUCCUCCCUGGGCCGGCAUAAGCGGACACACACCGGGGAGAAGCCAUACACUUGCAGCGUGUGUGGGAAGUCCUUCUCACGGACCACGUGCCUCUUCCUGCAUCUGAGGACACACACAGAGGAGAGGCCCUAUGAGUGCAACCACUGUGGGAAGGGCUUCAGGCACAGCUCCUCCCUGGCCCAGCACCAGCGAAAGCAUGCUGGGGAGAAGCCUUACGAGUGCCGCCAGAGGCUGAUCUUCGAGCAGACGCCAGCUCUGACGAAGCAUGAGUGGGCAGAAGCCCUCGGCUGUGACCCACCUUUGAAUCCAGAUGAGAGGGCUCACCGAAGCGACAGGCCUUUUAAGUGUAAUCAUUGUGGGAAAUGUUUUAUUCAGAGCUCGCACCUCAUCCGACACCAGAUAACUCACACCAGAGAGGAGUCCCAGGGCCGGAACCGGCGCCGGCUUGAGCAGUCCUUUGCCCGGGGCUCACACCUUGCCCGGCAUCAGCACACACACUCCAGCGAGAACCCUGGGGGUGGGACAAAGGCAGGACAACCCUCGAGCCGAGCGCUUGCCUUGUUUGACAUCCAUGAAAUCAUGCAAGAAAAAAACCCGGUUCACGUCAUUGGGGUUGAAGAGUCUUCCAUGGGUGCUUCUGUGUUAUUUGACAUCAGAGAAUCCUCGUAG